This is a messenger RNA of Prunus dulcis (almond), 2433 nucleotides long. RefSeq names its product protein MAIN-LIKE 2-like. Bases 602 to 2125 code for a protein of 507 amino acids. Gene Ontology annotation, biological process: meristem development; meristem maintenance. The record is from RefSeq and is a predicted model, not a curated record. NCBI's taxonomy places the organism in Eukaryota, Viridiplantae, Streptophyta, Magnoliopsida, Rosales, Rosaceae. The transcript is spliced from 6 exons.
AUUCAAUUCCUGUUUUUAGGGUUUCCUUAAAAAUUCAUUGGCCUUUUGGGUUAAUUUUGUGAAAUUAGCUGUUUUAAUUUGUAAUUCAGUCAAAGGCAUGGCUUAGUUUAAAAAAGGCAUGGCUUCUUGGGUUAAUUUUGUCAAAUUAGCUGUAGGAACUAUUCUGUUUUUUUUUUUCUUUCAUGAAAGUCUUUGUUGUUUCGGUUUUGGAAGAACCACACUGUUCAAAAACGAAAUUUGUUCUAAAGUUUUCUGCUUUUGAAGAAAAAGAAGGUUUUCAUUUAAAAAAUUAACUUAUUUGAUUGAAAGAUGUAUGAGAGAAUGAUCCUAAUUUAAUGUUGAUAAAUACUUUCUUUGUCUGUGUUAUGGGUGUGUUUUGAGUAAUUGUUUUUUAUCAAUGGGAUGGGGAGGUUCGAACUUAAGACAUUUUCCAUCAUUGGGAAGAGAAGUAUCAACCGAUUAAUUUUUAUUUGGUAAUACUUGAAAUUAACAAAAAAAGGAGAACCUCAGGAGAGGAACUUUACCUCAUGCCCCCAAAGUCAACCUUGAACUGAGUUGCAGAUAUAUAAUUUGAAGUUACUGCAGUUGAUAGUUGUGGAUAAUGGCUUGGAUGGGGUCAACUAUAGAUCCCGGACCAAUCGAUAUUUCUGUACUGUACGAUCAAGAAAACCAUAUUUCUUCAGCAAUCUGGGAUGGACAGGAACGUGGUGUGCUUAGAUGCCAUGAACACAGUUCAAUGCUUGAACAAUGGAAGCUCACAGCUAAACAAAUUGAAUUGGUUGAGAAAGCUGGUUUUGGGUACUUUAGAACAAUUCCAACGAUUAGCCUUGACAAUUCACUUAUCUCGGCACUAGUUGAGAGGUGGAGGAGAGAAACAAAUACAUUUCAUUUGCCUGUUGGAGAAAUGACCAUAACACUUGAAGAUGUUGUACUGUUACUUGGGCUACCAGUUGAUGGAAAACCAGUUAUGGGUGUAACAAGGACACCCGGAAAAGUAUGCGAAAAUUUACUAGGGAAAGUUCCGGAAGACCUAAAUGGUGGAAUGGUGAAGCUAACUUGGUUGAAAGAGUGCUUUUCUAAAUGUCCUGAAGAUGCACCAGUUGAAGAGACUGAGCGUCAUACGCGUGCUUAUCUCCUAUACCUGGUUGGUUGUACAAUAUUUUCCACAACAACUGGAAACAAAGUCUCUGUAAUGUAUCUUCCCUUGUUUGAAAAGUUCGAUGAAGCUGGAAAGUUUGCAUGGGGUGCUGCAGCUUUGGCAUUCCUCUACAGAGCUCUUGGUAAUGCCUCCCUUAAAUCUCAAAGCACAAUAAGUGGUUCUUUGACACUACUGCAGUGUUGGAGUUAUUAUCGCCUCAAUGUUGGAAAUCCGAAGUUCAAUGACGAACCAAACGAUGGUUGCUUUCCAUUUGCACUUCGGUGGAAAGGAAGAGCAAGUGGACCAAGAUCAAACAGUAAUAUAGUUUCCUACCGCAAAGCCUUAGAUUCCCUUCAACCUUCAGAUGUUAAGUGGCUCCCAUACAAAGAUUUGGACUCUUCUUCUUCAGUGGAAGAUAUAAAAGAGAGUUUGAUUUUACGGGCCUCAAAAACUGUGCUAAUAUGUUUUGACAAGGCUGAGAGACACCUCCCUGAUCGUUGCCUCAGGCAGUUUGGCAUGCUUCAACCAGUCCCAAUGGAUGUUCCGCGAUGGGAGAGGAAGAUUCGUGCACUUGAUCAGGGUUCAGACUUGUCAAAGGAAACAGAUUUGCAGCUUAAAGGAAAAAAUCAAGCAGAGCUUAGGGAAUGGUUGGAGCGUCGACUUCGGAUUGUACAGGUUGAGGAAGUUGUGGAUGAAAUCAAGUACAUGGAGUGGUAUGAGAGAAUUACUCGAAAGUUUGUUGGGAGGCCUGAAUCUUUAGAAUCCGAGUUUCAGAGAAUAGUUGCUGCUAUGAGAGAAAUUGCAGAUAUAGCUGAUUCAUUUCCUGCAGAUCGAAUGGAUUCCCGAGAUAGGAAGUCACUUGAUGAGAUCAAGAACGCAGCACAUAAAAGUCUGAUGGAUUUGGUUGGAGACUCAAAGAAGGGUAGACGUAAGAUUGCCACGAAACGUAAAAGGGAGCAUGAUCCAACUAUCAAGGAUGACUACUAGCUUUAAGUUAUGAUUGAUAAUGCCUGGGCUCCUUGAUAAUUAUUUUAUAUGAUAUGCAGUGAGCUUGGUGAGGCAACUCUAGCUAUUCAUUUCUGACAUUGAUGAAGUGUAUCUUUCGCAAAUUCAUCAAUCUGUAAAGUGCGUCUUUGAUGUAGGAUAGUAUUGUAUUGUAUUACUAGAAUCCGUCGGGAUAUGCCUGUUGAAUGGUUGAAGAAGGAAAAGAAGACAAAUCUUUAGUUGGGGUUUGAGAAAUAAAUCUUACAUGUGCUUGAGAUCAACUUGUUAAGACAAUCUUUUCUUUUCGUUUC